Messenger RNA from Chinchilla lanigera (long-tailed chinchilla), 2553 nucleotides. RefSeq names its product thymidine kinase 2, mitochondrial (gene Tk2). The coding region runs from base 126 to 884 and encodes 252 amino acids. Gene Ontology annotation, biological process: nucleobase-containing compound metabolic process. Lineage: Eukaryota; Metazoa; Chordata; Mammalia; Rodentia; Chinchillidae. Gene Ontology annotation, molecular function: deoxynucleoside kinase activity; ATP binding. The transcript is spliced from 10 exons. Gene Ontology annotation, cellular component: cytoplasm; mitochondrion. The record is from RefSeq and is a predicted model, not a curated record.
AGGCUGAGGGCCGGGCGCUCUGCAUGUCCACUGCGAAGAUCCAGUGCAUGGAUAAAAGUAUAACACACCAAGUGAAAAAGCCUGAGCACAUUUCAAGGCCAGAUUUACACACGUGACCCAGUUGCAUGACAUCACACAUGGGUGGAUGGAGUGCACUGUCUCUGCCCACCCACGGAGGGUCCCAAGAAUGGAAAGCAUUUUUAGGUAAAGAUAGAGAAAAUGAAAAAGAGAAGAAAUCAGUGAUCUGUGUUGAGGGCAAUAUUGCAAGUGGGAAGACGACGUGCCUGGAAUUCUUCUCGAAUACAACAGAUGUUGAGGUGUUAAUGGAGCCUGUGCCCAAGUGGAGAAAUGUCCGAGGCCACAAUCCUCUGGGUCUGAUGUACCGUGAUGCCUGUCGCUGGGGCCUCACGCUGCAGACAUACGUGCAGCUCACCAUGCUGGACCAGCACACUCGUCCUCAGAUGUCACCAGUACGACUGAUGGAGAGGUCGAUUCAUAGCGCAAGAUACAUUUUUGUAGAAAACCUUUAUAAAAGUGGGAAGAUGCCCGAAGUGGACUAUGUGAUUCUGUGUGAAUGGUUUGACUGGAUUGUAAAGAACAUGAAUGUCUCUGUUGACCUGAUAGUUUAUCUCCGGACAACUCCUGAGACCUGUUACCAGAGAUUGAAGAUGAGGUGUAGGGAAGAGGAGAAGGUCAUUCCGCUGGAGUACCUGGAGGCCAUUCACCAACUCUAUGAGGAGUGGCUGGUCACAGGAAGCCUCUUCCCUGUGGCAGCCCCUGUUCUGGUGAUUGAGGCAGACCACAACAUGGAGAAGGUGUUACAAGUACUUGAACAAAACCGGGCCCGGAUAUUAGCACCACAGAAUUGGAAGCACGGCCCUUAGGACGGGAGAGGUCUGUGGGGUCGGGCCAGGAACAUGCCCACAGCUGCCAAGUCAGCUGUUAGGAAGAAUUUCGAACAAUCUGCUGUAACAAGGCCUUUUAUCUGGCCAGAUCUAAUUCCUGAUGGUCCUUUCUCCUUGGCCUCUGUCUUCAUCACGGGUCUGUGGCCCUUGUGGGUAGAUGACAAAUGGGACCAAUAUGUUUGUCGCCCUUCGGUGUGUGUAGCCUGUAUUCCCCUAGUGGCUUCCCACUACUGGAUCCCUCUGCUGAACUCCUUAGGAACAGCUCCUGCUCUGCCUGACCCUGUGCUGGGGUCUGUGCCUGUCAGUCACUCAGGGGAGCGAGGGAGGGGCCUUACAUCUCAGGCGAGGAAUUCGAAGUUCACAGAGAUUAAAGACUCCUCAGGGUCACACAGCCAGUGAGCCAUGAAGCUGAUAGCAUUCAUACUUUUGGUCCAGGCUGAGAGAUGGUCCCUAAAGCCUGCCCUUCCCUGCCCCUUCUCUGUGGGGCGAGCUGGCAGUGCAUCCUCCCAUCACUGAGCAGUGCUCAAGGACAAUCGGGAUUUCUAGCUGUUCGGCUUGAGCCCAACAUUAAAUGGUUUCACAGCACGAAAGCACUGUGGCCUGUACCCGUUGUCAGCUGGACGUUAGUGGUCACAGGAGAAUCACACGUGGACUCCUGAAUGGUGCCCAGACUCCUUGGGGAUGAAGGUCCUGCCUAAACCGCCCCCGGUGCCACAUCAGGGAAGUAGUGUUUGGGGCCUGGCCAGUUUGCCUAGUGCUAAGCUAGGCCAGGGGUGGCCAACGCAGCCAGUCCUGGCUUCUGAGGCUCUCUUCCUGUGUGCUUGUGUGAGGAACUUUGCUCUUGGAAUUACUUAGCACUUACGGUCCACAGAGAGAGGCACAAGUGGCCUUAAGUCUUUUUGAAAGGUUUUUCCAUCCAGGGGGAAAUCCUGAGCCACAGAGCAUGAAACCAUCUUUUCAGGUUCAGAAGAUAUUAUACUUCGAUCAGCUGUGACAAGGCACCGAAGGCCCAUCUGCCUCUUCCAAGUAGAAAUCAGAGGAAGAAAGACCAUUCUAUGGGAGCGGUCUGAACAGCAAAGUCGGGGUUUGCAAACAGAGGCUCUGGAAGCUUUGCUGGAGGUGGGCAGAGGGCACGUGAAGACUGGGCAUGAACACGGGUGUUACUGACUCUGGAGGAGCACAGCUGCGGGCAGUCAGCUGUGAACAAAGGUUACCUCUCCCACCCCCUGAGUGUGGACUCACGUGCCUCUCCACGUGCCGGGAGGGCCAGUCUCAGACAGUGCGAAGAGGUCAAGGACGCCAGCUCCUAGUCCUUCCUGUUUGGGCCAGUUCUUGGGCCUCGUCGGCUGAAUGAGGCACAGCAACCAAGGGCAGCGUGGGGACUGUGUCCGUCAGCACCUGUCACCCUGUGCUGGUGAUUAACCAGAAAACUGGAGAAGUCAGGCACCUUUGCUGUCAGGAAUCUUGACAUGCCGGGGCAGUUUUUGGGAGUUUGUAAAUGAACAGUGCAAUACUUGGCUCUUGGCUCAAUUGUAAAUGAGCAGUGCAAUAUCUUCUCCUUGGCUCGAUUUGAGCAUCUGUUUUGGGGAGAAAUGUAAUUUUAUCAUUGUGAUAAUCAAUAAAUCCUUCACCUAAAUCUUAAUGUUAA